Molecule: messenger RNA, 1644 nt
Organism: Fonsecaea nubica
Lineage: Eukaryota; Fungi; Ascomycota; Eurotiomycetes; Chaetothyriales; Herpotrichiellaceae
Product: GMP synthase
Exons: 2
Coding region: 1-1644 (547 amino acids)
Biological process (GO): GMP biosynthetic process
Cellular component (GO): cytosol
Molecular function (GO): GMP synthase activity; GMP synthase (glutamine-hydrolyzing) activity; ATP binding
Source: RefSeq, a predicted model, not a curated record
AUGGCUGUCAACAUUAAUGGCGAGGUCAAUGGCGCCGCAGUCAAUGUCCCUGCGAAGACAUUCGACACCAUCCUCGUUCUCGACUUUGGAUCUCAAUAUUCGCACCUGAUAACACGACGACUGCGUGAACUCAACGUCUAUUCGGAGAUGCUGCCAUGCACUCAAAAGAUCGCGGACUUGCACUUUCAACCAAAGGGUAUCAUUCUAUCAGGGGGCCCCUACUCAGUGUACGAGGAUGGCGCACCCCACGUUGACCCUGCGGCGUUCGAUCUCGGUGUACCCAUCCUAGGGAUAUGCUAUGGACUGCAAGAGAUGGCGUGGCAUUUUGGCAAAAACGUGUUGGCGGGUGAGAAGAGAGAGUACGGGCAUGCGAUAGUCAAAAUCGAGAGACACACUGGCAAGGAAGAGCACAUUGAUCGCCUUUUCGAAGGCAUUGAAGAUGAUAUCGAGGUCUGGAUGAGUCAUGGAGACAAGCUGUCAAAGCUCCCUGACACCUUCCACCCCAUUGCGAGUACAGCCAAUGCACCGUUCGCUGGUAUCGCUAGCAUGUCCAAGCCGUACUUCGGCAUCCAAUUCCACCCCGAAGUCACGCACACGCCGCGCGGUACACAAAUUCUGAGCAACUUCGCCGUCAAGAUCUGCCAGGCUCGGCAAGACUGGACUAUGGAAAAGUUCGUCGACAAGGAGAUUGAACGUAUUCGAGCCAUGGUUGGUCCCAAAGGUCAAGUGAUUGGCGCCGUGAGUGGUGGAGUUGAUUCCACUGUUGCCGCCAAACUAAUGCAAGAGGCCAUUGGAGAUCGGUUCCAUGCAGUCUUGGUUGACAAUGGUGUUCUUCGUCUGAAUGAGGCAGAAACAGUCAAGGAGACAUUGACCAGGCAUCUUGGUAUCAACCUGACGGUGGUCGACGCUGCGGACCUCUUCUUGGGCCGACUCAAAGGGGUCUCUGACCCUGAAACAAAGCGAAAAAUCAUAGGCAACACCUUCAUUGAAGUAUUCCAGGACAAGGCAAAAGCAAUCGCUGAGGCUGCAGCAAACUCUUCGCGAGCUGGCGACAUCGAGUGGUUACUUCAAGGCACACUCUACCCCGACGUCAUCGAGAGCAUUUCAUUCAAGGGGCCAUCCGCCACGAUCAAGACUCACCAUAACGUUGGAGGUCUUUUGGAGAAUAUGCAUCUAAAGUUGAUUGAGCCUCUCAGAGAGUUGUUCAAAGAUGAGGUGAGGGCUUUGGGCACCAAUCUGGGCAUACCCGAGGACCUUGUCUGGAGACAUCCGUUUCCCGGACCUGGCCUCGCAAUUCGGAUUCUUGGUGAGGUUAAUGAAUCACAACUCAAGAUUGCUCGACACGCAGAUAAAAUCUUCAUCGAUGAGAUCGUCUCGGCUGGAUUAUAUCGCAAAAUCUCACAAGCGUUUGCUGCGCUUCUCCCCGUCAAAGCCGUGGGUGUCAUGGGCGACAAGAGAGUGCACGCUCAAGUGAUCGCCCUGCGAGCUGUUGAGACAACUGACUUCAUGACGGCUGACUGGUUUCCCUUUGAUGGCACCUUUCUUAAGCGUGUCAGUAACCGAAUCGUCAAUGAAGUUGAUGGUGUAUGCCGUGUAUUGUACGACGUUACGAGCAAGCCUCCUGGCACGAUUGAAAUGGAAUAG